Molecule: messenger RNA, 1862 nt
Organism: Chiroxiphia lanceolata (lance-tailed manakin)
Lineage: Eukaryota; Metazoa; Chordata; Aves; Passeriformes; Pipridae
Product: olfactory receptor 1509-like
Exons: 1
Coding region: 831-1757 (308 amino acids)
Biological process (GO): G protein-coupled receptor signaling pathway
Cellular component (GO): membrane
Molecular function (GO): G protein-coupled receptor activity; olfactory receptor activity
Source: RefSeq, a predicted model, not a curated record
GAGACCCCAAUUUUGGGGGGGAGAGUGUGUUCUGAUAACAGCAGGCCUAAGGGAGCACUCAAGCUUCCAAAGAGCUGCUGGCUCAGGGGAGAGCAUUUCCAGUGAGGAACGUGGCUUCUGUGCACGUAUUUCCAGUUUCAGAGUGGAUGAGCUAACUAGAGAGUCCUUUCCUCAAUUUAGAGGAGAGCCAUUAGGAAAAGAACAUGCAACAGGUCGUGAUUGAGCCAUAUAUUGUAGAGAAGAUGCUUGAACAUGGCAGGAUUUACUUCCAUCCUAGCCCUUCCAAUUCCCAGCAGAUAAAAGGACACGGUAGCAUUUUUCCAGCUCUCUAUUCUGUGAGAGUAGGAUGUGGUGGAAUCGCCAUCCCUUCAGGGUUUGAAGUGACCUGUGCAUGUGGCACUUGGGGACAUGGUUUAGUGGUGGGCUUGGCAGUGCUGAGGGAAGGGUUGGACUCCAUGGUCUCAGAGAUCUUUUCAACCUCAAUGAUUCCACGAUUCUGGGAUUCCUCCCUGACAGAAUGGGAGCGCACAUUUGUCACAACAACUACAGUGCAGGAAAACAGUGGAUUCAGGGGUGAGGGUCAGUGUGAAGGGAUCAGAGACCUGAAAUGGGAGCGGGAAGGCAGAAUAGCAGGGGACAGUGCUCUUUGCAAAUGUUGCUCACUGUGAUUUAGGACAUGACACUGUGCUUUCUGUAGCAGGAAAAACAGCAGCAAAUGCAUGCUGCUGUCACCAUCCAUGACCCUUGGAGCUGUAGCACAUUCCCUUCUCUUCCUGGACAGCCCAUGACUGCCCCCCAACACCUGUGUCAUGGGAGCCUGAGCUGCAGCCAUGGCACGGAGCAACUUCUCCCAGGUGACUGAAUUCAUCCUCCUGGGGCUCUCUGACACCAGGGAGCUGCAAGUCCUCUUCUUCACUGUCUUCUUCCUGGCCUACACCAUGGUUCUGCUGGGGAACCUUCUCAUCAUUGUGACAGUCAGGACUGACCCCAAGCUCUCCUCACCCAUGUACUUUCUCCUCUGCAACCUGUCCUUCCUCGAUAUCUGCUGCACCUCUGUCACCGUUCCCAGGAUGCUGGUGGACCUGCUCUCCCGCAGGAAGGCCAUUGUGUUUGAAGGCUGCAUUGCCCAGCUCUUCUUCCUGCACUUUGUUGGCUCCUCGGAGAUGUUCCUCCUCGCCGUGAUGGCCUACGACCGCUACACGGCCAUCUGCAAGCCCCUGCACUACACGGCCAUCAUGAGCCGCUGGGCCUGCUGGCUGCUGGUCUGCUCCUGCUGGGCAGGGGGGUUCCUCCACUCCAUCACCCAGACUUGGCUCACAGUCCAGCUCCCCUUCUGCGGCCCCAACACCAUUGACAGCUACUUCUGCGACGUGCAGCCCGUCGUCCGCCUGGCCUGCGCCGACAUCUACCUCACCCAGUGGCUCAUGGCCUCCAACAGCGGCCUCAUCUCCCUGGGCUGCUUCCUGCUGCUGCUCACCUCCUAUACGCUCCUCCUGCUCUCCCUCCGGGGACGCCUCACCCAGGGCCACUGCAAGGCGUUCUCCACCUGCGCCUCGCACCUGCUGGUCGUCACCCUCUUCUUCCUGCCCUGUGUCUUCAUCUACCUGCGGCCCCCCUGCACCUUCCCCUUCGACAAGUAUGUCUGUGUCAUCUACACCAUCUUGUCCCCGCUGAUGAACCCACUCAUCUACACCCUGAGGAAUAACGAGGUGAAGGAAUCCAUGAGGAGGCUGUGGAAGUGCUGCACAGUCUUCUGAGACUUGCACCUGGAGGGACAUACCUACAGACUGAUGGCUUGGUGACUAAUGCCUACACACUUCAAAUUAGGUGUGUGGAUAUAUACACACAUAUAUAUAACUAUU